Lates calcarifer (barramundi perch) is the source of this 7450-nucleotide messenger RNA. RefSeq names its product IQ motif and Sec7 domain ArfGEF 1a (gene iqsec1a). Gene Ontology annotation, biological process: regulation of ARF protein signal transduction; actin cytoskeleton organization. NCBI's taxonomy places the organism in Eukaryota, Metazoa, Chordata, Actinopteri, Centropomidae. The coding region runs from base 494 to 4219 and encodes 1241 amino acids. The transcript is spliced from 16 exons. Gene Ontology annotation, molecular function: guanyl-nucleotide exchange factor activity; protein binding. The record is from RefSeq and is a predicted model, not a curated record.
CGUCUGUUUACGAAAAGUCACGGGAACAGCAUGGAGCGAAAGGUACCUAAGCGAAAAAUGUCAUUUCGUGCCGCCAACAGGGGGAAACAGGCAGACUUCACAGGGAGCCAGCUGCGAUCCUCACUAUGUAACCUGUCACGUUCGGUUGAUUGAUAUUCUGACGCCUGCUGACAUUUGCGGCUCGGAUAACGUGUUAAGGAGCUUCUAGUGUUUUUUUGUGUGUGCAGCGGGACUUGUAAACGCGCGUACAGGGAGUGUUUCUGACUCUGAAUGAUCACCCACACCGACUUAAAACAAUGGCGAGGCGUAAAAGGCGCAACCUAGUAAAUUGUUGCGCUUAAAAAAAAUCCCCAGCCUGGACUGGACUUACACAGACCCAUCUCCCCACCACCACCACCACCACCCGGCUGCUUCUGCGAUACAACAGGGAAACACAACGCUUAAAAAAAGGAAAAAAGAAGAGGGAGAAGAAGAAGAAGGCAGCCGGAACGACAUGGAAAGCCCGACCGAGAACCCUACCAGGGCUGCGGAAUAUUUGAAGGAGCUUAACAAGAUCAUCGAGACCCAGCAGGAGUUGCUGGAGAGGCAGAGGGGAAGGAUAGAGGAGCUGGAGCAGCAAGUGUCCGACUUGUGCGCGGAGAACGUCUGCCUGAAGGAGCAGUACCAGCGGCACCUGGCAACCUGCAGGCUGCUGCAGGGCAGCAACAGCCUGGCCACACUGGGAGCCAUAAAGGAACAUAUCACACAGGAAAAGUCUGAAUGUGACACCCCCAGAAUGGUCAGGAGACAUGCCUCCCUACCUGUCGAAGUCACAGAGAAUCCUGGGAGGUUAGUGUCUGCGGGCUGCAGAAGAGUCAUCCCCUGCCGCAAGUGGAAGUCAGCUUCCUUUGGUGUGGAAGGGGAUGGGCGGUCCAGUGAGAGUGGCCCUUCCCUGGAUGGUGGAGCCAGCUACGGCCAGGGCCCGGUGACUCACGGCUCGGCCAUCAGCCCCGACCGAUUUGACAGUCCGCUUUACAGCCACGGGGUCCAGCCCGGGCCUCAGAGGCCCCGUCGGCCCAAGCUUCAGCACUCACAGUCCAUCCUCCGGAAGCAGGCUGAGGAGGAGGCCAUCAAGCGGUCUCGCUCGCUCUCCGAGAGCUAUGAGCUCUCUGCCGACCUCCAGGACAAACAGGUGGAGAUGCUGGAGCGUAAAUAUGGUGGACGAUUCAUAACCCGGCAUGCGGCCCGCACCAUUCAGACAGCCUUCCGCCAGUAUCAGAUGAACAAGAACUUUGAACGUCUCAGGAGCUCUAUGUCUGAGAACCGUAUGUCCAGACGCAUUGUUCUCUCCAACAUGAGGAUGCAGCUCUCUUUUGAGGGCCCUGAGAAAGUGCACAGCUCCUAUUUCGAGGGGAGGCAGGUGUCCAUGACGGAGGAUGGCACCCCGCUGGCCAUGGUGCAGUCUGAAUGUGGAGAUAUAGAGGUACACCAACAGGCCAACAUGGCAUCUCACCCGCCUCCGCAGAGCGACCUAACAGAUGCCAUCACAGAGCUAGAGGACGCCUUUUCCAGGCAGGUCAAAUCUCUGGCCGAGUCAAUAGAUGACGCACUGAACUGUCGCAGCCUUCAGGGGGACGAGGGCCCUGAUCCAGAGGCCAUGGGCUGCUCCGAGGUGGAAAGGGAAGUGCCCUAUCAGGUGAAGUCCCACCGCAGGGCAGCAGGGCGGAUGCACGAUGAAACGCUGGCAUCAUAUAGUGAUGUUACUCUGUUCAUCGACGAGGAGGACAUGUCACCCUCUAUCGCUCUGUCAAGGUCAGGGGACCAACCUUCCAGCACAGAAUCAGACUUGAGGUUGCGGUCAGUCAACUCCUCUCAGGACUACUGGCCUAUUGACCCUAAAGAUGAGGGUCGUGACACAGACACAAGCUGCCGCAGCACUCCCUCUCUGGAGUGCCAAGAGCAGCGUCUUAGAAUGGACCACCUUCCUUUGUUGACCAUUGAACCUCCUAGUGACAGCUCCGCAGAGCUCAGCGACCGGUCUGAACGAAGCUCUGUCAAACGGCCACCUGUGUACGAACCGCACGGCCACAUUGUAACGUCAUCCCAGGCGAGCCCUAAACACAUUUCCCACGGGCCCCCGCCACGAGCUCCCUCCCGCGACGACGACGCACCCCUGCGCCAUCGCCACCGCCAGCUGGAAAGCCACCUAGCCAUCAACGGCUCGGCCAACAGGCAGAGCAAGUCGGAGUCUGACUUCUCUGACGGGGACAACGACAGCAUCAACAGCACGUCCAACUCCAACGACACCAUCAACUGCAGCUCCGAGUCCUCGUCGAGAGACAGCCUACGAGAGCAGACGCUCAGCAAGCAGACUUACCACAAAGAGACUCGCAACAGCUGGGAUUCGCCUAUCUUCAGUAAUGAUGUUAUUCGCAAGAGACACUACCGCAUCGGCCUGAAUCUCUUCAACAAGAAGCCAGAGAAAGGCAUCCAGUACCUGACAGAGAGGGGAUUCAUCCCUGACACACCGGUAGGGGUGGCUCACUUCCUGCUGCAGAGGAAGGGGCUGAGCAGGCAGAUGAUUGGAGAAUUCCUCGGCAAUCGACAGAAACAGUUCAACAGAGAUGUCUUAGACUGUGUGGUAGAUGAAAUGGACUUCCAGGGCAUGGAGCUGGACGAGGCCCUCAGGAAAUUUCAGAACCACAUCCGUGUCCAGGGUGAGGCCCAGAAGGUGGAGCGACUCAUUGAAGCUUUCAGCCAGCGCUACUGCAUCUGUAAUCCCACAGUGGUGCGGCAGUUUAGGAACCCUGACACCAUCUUCAUCCUGGCCUUUGCCAUCAUCCUCCUCAACACUGACAUGUACAGCCCCAACGUCAAGCCUGAGAGGAAGAUGAAGCUGGAGGACUUUAUCAAGAAUUUAAGAGGUGUGGACGAUGGAGAGGACAUCCCCAGGGAGACUCUGGUUGGUAUCUAUGAGAGGAUCCGUAAGCGAGAGCUCAAGACCAAUGAAGAUCACGUCUCACAGGUGCAGAAGGUUGAGAAGCUCAUUGUGGGAAAGAAACCAAUUGGAUCACUCCAUCAUGGCCUCGGAUGUGUGCUGUCGCUGCCCCAUCGUCGGCUGGUAUGUUACUGCCGCCUGUUUGAAGUACCGGAUCCCAACAAGCUCCAGAAGCUGGGCCUGCAUCAGCGGGAGAUCUUCCUGUUCAAUGACCUCCUAGUGGUAACCAAGAUUUUCCAGAAAAAGAAGAACUCAGUGACGUACAGCUUCAGACAGUCCUUCUCUCUGUAUGGGAUGCAAGUCAUGCUGUUUGAAAAUCAGUAUUAUCCAAAUGGAAUCAGACUUACAUCAGCGAUACCAGGUGCGGACAUCAAAGUCCUCAUCAACUUUAACGCGCCCAACCCCCAGGACCGCAAGAAGUUCACAGAUGACCUGCGAGAGUCCAUCGCUGAGGUCCAGGAAAUGGAGAAAUACAGAAUAGAGUCUGAGCUGGAGAAGCAGAAGGGGGUGGUGAGGCCCAGCAUGUCACAGAGCUCCGGUCUGAAGAAGGAGGCCGGCAACGGGAACAUGAAUCGCGCCAGUCUGGACGACACCUAUGCCAUGGGAGAGGGCCUGAAGAGGAGCGCCCUCAGCAGCUCCCUGCGAGACCUCUCCGAAGCAGGCAAGCGGGGGCGUCGCAGCAGUGCAGGAUCACUAGACAGCAAUAUGGAAGGGUCCAUCAUUAGCAGUCCGCACACACGCCGGAGAGCCACCACGCCACGUGAGGGCGCGCCCCGCGGCCAUCCCUCCAUCCCUAACUCCGCAUCGACUUCCAUCCUCGGGUCGCUCUUUGGCAGCAAGCGAGGCAAACCGCCAUCCCAGAGCCACCCCUCUUACACUCAAACCGGUCACCCCACCCUCAUAUCCCACAAGCCCCACCCGACCAACCUACACCACACGGCACAGGUGGUGCACGCAGUGCAGACCCAACUCCAAGGUCACCACCCACAGUACUGCCCACAGAACCCGCCGCCUUACCACCACCACCACCACUACCACCCCCCUCCCCACACGCAGUACCACCAGCACCCGGCUUACGCCUCGCAUGCACACCAACACGCCCACUCGCAGCACAGCCAUUACAGCCAGCAUUCCCAUCACACCUCGCACUCCCAGCACGCCGCUCACCACCACAGUCAGCAAGCGGGUUCGGCACCUGGUGGGCCCAAACCCAAACACAGUGGCAUCAGCACCGUAGUGUGAUGCUCCUAAACACAGAGAGGAGAAGCGUGAAGGGAACUUAAUGAAGGAGGGACAAUUGCUUACACCAAAGGGACUGACAGCAUAACUCUAUGGCCUGUCCACUGUGUUUUACUGCUGCUGUGAUGGAAACCAGUCACACGCAGUCACCUUUUUCACCUCCAGGUCCAACUAAUAUGCAGGAUGGAAAUCGGACUCAAAUCUUCCACUAGGGGCCUUUACUAGUCUGCCUGAUCAUGGGCUCAGCCCUGUCAGGGUUUUGUGGGGGGAGGGGAUAGUUCUGUACAGGAAGAUGCUCUUUGUUUUUCACACACACAAACACACACACACACACACACACACACACAUACACCGCCCGGCCGUGACGGCUGACGAGAAAAUGUGUUUUUCUCACCAAGUCGCUCCCCACUUGCUUCAUCAUUCCCUCAAUAGCCUGUCUUACCUUCACAUAAUCAGGAGGGAAGACGACCUGAGACCGAGAACAUGGCUGACUGUUUUCUCUGUCACAGUGAUGGCAUAAUUUCUUGUGCACAGGAAGUCAACUUUCAACUAUUUGGUUUGCAGAUCCUACCAUCAUAUGAAUGCUAUUUGUCGUUGCCUCCCGUAGAGCUCAUAUGUAGUGAAGAACCUAGGUAUAAUCAUUUCACACUAACUUAAAUCAAAGGACAGGUAAACAACUGAGUCGACCAUCUCAGUCAUAGUAGUUCUAGUGCUGUAUUUACUGUAGAUGACAGCUAUAUGUGUUGUCUCCUAGCUCUCAUAAAUAAAUGUGCCAAUUAUUAAUGCAUAAUCUAUUUAGUCAAGACUUCAUGUACAGUAUAUUGUGCGUAAAGUAAUUUGUAAGAUUAUACUUACAAUUAUUAUUAUCAGCAAAAAUUUUAUCAGUAUUAUACUGACUCUGUGGUAACGGGAUGUAGAUCUGCAAGGAGUGAACUCCCAUUCAGUCCAGCCUAUAUAAUCUAUUUUAGAAUUUUUUGCCUUUCAAAUGGAUCAGAGGGAGCUUCUGGAUGGCAGCUGUUGCAUAUGGGCUUCAAAAUGCUGUGCUGUCACAGCUGAGGCAUCAGAGCAGACUUCCUGUCAGCUUUCACAAAUGAUAAACUGGGCUGAUUGCUUGUUUUGAUCUCAGUUUACUUCUCGCACUGUGGCUGCUUAAACUGUAAAAAGUCAUGAAGAUCAAGAGUGAAGGGACAUUUUGAAUACACUCAGAGGCUCAGUUCGUGUUACAAAUGGACCCAAAGAACGUGUUGAACAUGUUAAGUCUGUCACCUUUAACAUAUACAACAGCUGCUCUCUUGACUCUUAAAAAUCAAAAACAGAAAUCCUUUUCAAAUCUUCUUUUGCCUUGUUUAGUAUAUUUUUUUCAUUCAUCAGCAAAGUUUGGUGAGUGAAUAAAAUCAGUUCCUACAUAGUAAGUAUUUUUUUCAUCUUUUUUCUAUCGUGUGCAAUAUCUUUGUACUGAUUUUGUACAUUAAGAACAAGCAAGGUAUCCCUCCAAUUUGUGCGUUUUUCAUGUUGCGUCAUUAUUUAUUUAUAUUUCUCUUUUUUUGGUUUUGUUUUUGUUUUUGACCCCUGUCAGAGUCUUUAGGUAAAUUAAUGUGUGGCUGUCCUCGUGGUCUUAUGAGAGGUACAGACUUGGAGUUCAGUGGAAUGUCUAGUGAGUGAUUUUUUUGCAUGUAAUGUUAUUGAUGUGAGGCUAUCCUCUGCACAUUGUAUAACAAAUCAGUGUUACCAUAGCAAGUUUAAGUGCAAUCAUGUUCAGAAAAUGCAGACUUGUACUGAGAGUGGAAGUAAGUCUGCUAUCUUGUUGUCCAGGACGAGAUUCAGGUGAAAAAAAAUAAAUCUUUUUUUCAUUUAAGAAUAUAUAAAUACUUACUUAUACAGUUCACAGUGGAAAGAGGAAUGUGUGUAUAUAUUUUAAUAAAAAGGAAUAUGCUUCUCUUUGGGCUGAACAGAAAUAUUUUGCUGGAUAAGCACAUAUGAAAGAACACUUUCAUUUUUUCAGGAAUUGCAGUUAUAAUACAAAAUGCAAACUGAACAAAAGAACUGGGUAUAUGUAAAGAAUAACUUUCUACAUUCUACAAAUAAGAGUCUAUUCUAGUGUGUAAAUUAGUGACAGUAAUCUGUUUGUCCCAAUAUUCAGGUUGUAAAUGUAUUUUAACAUUCACAAAGAAAACCAUUGCCAUAAGUCAGGCUUAUUCUCACAUAUUUCUCCUCAUAUGAAUUAAUGAAGACAGUUCGGACAGCAGACAUAUCACAUAUGGGACAUUAAUGAUCAGUUGAAUGUGUCUUUCCAUUGAUUCCAUAUUUUUGCUAGAACUCUGAAAACUUGGGACGACGAAAACCGAGAAACCUGUUUAUUUUUAGUGUUUGCUGUAGUGCUUCAAAUGUCUACAAGUCAUUCUUUGUGAGAAUGUCCCCCAACAAUGCACUGCAUGGAUCUGAUGCAUCAUGUGUCCUAUUCACUGUGAGCUGAUGGAGGAAAAAAAAAUCAGCGUAUAAAUUAUGACUCCUGCUUUGGUUUUUGACUAAUUUGGAAUUUCCUGAUGUUGACAUGUUCUUGUUAUUAGUUAGGUAGUUAUUGGAAGCUCAGCAUGCAUUUCAUCAACAAAGCCAUUGUGUAAAUUACAAACAUUAAAAAAACAUUGCACUUCCGUUGCUGAGGGCUUUCAUCAUGUAAAUAUGGGGAUUUUGAUGUGCAAACUGAUGAACUGCAUGGCAGGAGGGUUUGUCUUUAUGAAGCUGUAAAGGGACCAACACGGGGGUUAAAGGAGCUGUACAUAAUGUGUAUAUGAUCAGUAGUCUAUUCUGAUAUCUGCAGUCAAGAUCAGGAUGUAUAUACAUCACCUCAUAGAUGGAUGUGAGGGGUGAUAUAUGAACAUAUCGAUUGUCUCAGCCUCCAGCUGUCGUGAACUGACAUUUGCUGUAGAAAUUUAAAAAAACAGACUGUUAGAAAGUUUGCUGCCAUUUACAUCCAGCUCUUUUCAUACAUGCAACCCCCACUACACAUACAUACAACUGUACACACGGACAAACGUACACACAUCCUGCUGCAAGCUGUUCAGUGUGGCGUGAGACACAUUUUUAAAAAAAAAAAGGAAAAGACAAGAAUGGCCUCAUUUAUAUGUGCAUUCUGUUUGUACAGUGAGUAGUGAGUCAGUAAGACCCCAGUUAUUGUAAAACUUCAACUGUGACAAUGUUGAGAACGCAAAAUAAACGACUAUAUGACUUAUGGUA